CUCUCCGGACGGGACGGCAGUGCCCCCUGGCGGCAGCGGGGUGCCCCGGGCCCCUGCCCGCAGCCCGGCAUGGAGGAGGAGGAGGGUGCCGCGGGCGGCGCGGAGCCGCGGCAUCCGCGCCGCCGGGUCGGAAGCGAGCGCUGCCCCAGCCCCAGCCGCUUGGACGUGAGCUCCAGCCGCUUCGACCCGCUGCUGGCGCUGUACUCGGCCAGCACGCCGCUGCCCUUCCCCUCCGCGCCCUGCUUCAACAACCUCGCCGAGUACGAGAGCUUCCAGCGCGGCCUGCUCCGCCCGCGGGGCCGCCGCUCCGCUCCCUCUCGCCGCGGCCCGCCCGCUUCCCGCUCCGCCCGCCGGGGCCCGCCCGCCGCCGACCCCGAGCGCAUCCAGCGCCUCCGCAGCCUCAUGGUCAACGCGGGCCACGAGCAGGAGGCGGCCGAGGGCGGGGGCACGGCCCGGCGCCGGCGGGCACCGCGCAACGUCCUCACCAGGAUGCCCCUCCAUGAAGGCAGCCCACUGGGGGAACUUCAUCGCUGUGUCCGAGAUGGUGUAAGAAUCAAUGUCCAUAUCCGCACUUUCAAAGGACUUCGUGGAGUCUGCACAGGUUUUUUGGUUGCAUUUGACAAGUUCUGGAAUAUGGCCCUGACAGAUGUAGAUGAGACAUACAGAAAACCAGUGAUGGGCAAAGCGUUCUACGCAGAGCCUCAGCUCUCACUAACCAGGCUGUUUAACAGACUCAAGCUGCAGGAUUCCUCAGUAAAGAAGGGAGCUGACUCAAAGACUGUCUCAGAGGAGCUAGCCCUGACAAAUGACUCUCAGAUGCUGGGGUCGAAAGCUGGAUCAGGACGAGGGAGAGCAGAAGAUGAGCGUGAGAGGCAGAAACGCUUGGGCAGAGCUGGAGAAAAGAAGAUGCCAGGUGACAGUUCACAUCUGACUGCCAGAGGUGAAGCUGAUGUGGGCAGCGGGACUGCCCGCACAGAGGGUGCCAGUGCUGGUGGUACCCGUACAAGAAGCCAGUCACGGAGAAAAAGGCGGCCCAAAGUGGAUUAUCAGCAGGUGUUCACACGUCACAUAAACCAGAUCUUUAUUCGAGGAGAGAAUGUCCUGCUUGUCCAUUUAGCACAUUGACUUAGCUGAGCCUUUGUCAGUGUAUUUAUUUGAUAGCAUGAAUUGCCGCUGCAGCUCACAUCGCUAUUUAGCAUUCUCGUUAAGUAUGAUGGUACUGUGACUGGUUUCCCAUUGCCAUAACAAGAUAGGGGAAAUAAUUCUAACUGGAGCAUCCUGAACUUGAUGCCAAAGCAGCCCCCUUAGAUCUCUGUUGGGGAUUUCUGUUGCUGACGGGGUCAGAAAUGCAGUUGUUUCUGUGAGAUGGGCACAGAUCCUACUGCUCCUUAAAAAGAAGCUAAACAGAGAGGGCUGGAAGAGAAUAUUGGUGUACUCGGCUACAGGAGCUAAUUGUGGCCCACAUUUAAGGAGCUUAAGGUUUUUGUUUGCAUGUUCUGAGUAAUCUCAAAAGAAGGUUGCUAAUGAAACUGAUAGUUUAUCUGCUGCUGUUACAUGGAUGUUCUCUUUUCCAGACAGUUCUGACAGUCAUUUUGGAAGUAUGAAAAGGUGGAGUGAUGUGCUACUUGGUGGCUAUUAGCUGCUUCUUCAGUUAGCUCUCUAAUGCCCUGUAUGAUAGAAAGCCUCUCAACUGAAAACUACUCUUUUUCUCUGAAUAAUGGAAGGACAUUAAUUUGUUUUUACAAUGUCAAAGCUUGGGCUUCUGGUUUUGUAUGCUGUGCUUUAGCCCUGUGUCACCAGCAAGCAGCUAAUGUAGCUGAUCCACAGGCCUCCAUAUUUGGAGUUUCUCUGUAAAUAUUGUGGUUGCAGAUGGCAAAUUGUACUUCCAUAUUUCACCCAUUUGCUACUUGGUGUAAUAGUGAAGUUUGCAAAGAUGUCAUUUUUCUUCUCAGAUUUAAGUGUUUGUGCUGGGCACAACUGUACUGUAUCUAAGCGCCUUUCAAGUUCCCUCUAUUGAAACUAGAGGUGCUGUGUUUCCAGCAGCUCUUACGGAGGAGAAAUCUUCAUGGGUCUUUCCUAUCCAUGUGAAUGAUGUAUCAUCUAAUUCCAUUUAAACUGAGCUUUGGAGGUGCGCUUACAAAUGUUUUGAAGUAUAAAAGUCAAAGUCAGCUUAUCAUAUAACUGCUUUCCAAGAGAGCUACAUGUAGAAGUUUGAGGGUAAAUGAAGCUGUUACAUUAUCUAGUCUAUUCCCUUAGUUGUGAAAGGACAGUAGAUUUCAUACUGCUAUUCCUAUAUUCAUCUCAGCUGACUUACGCUUUGUGUUUAAGAUGAAGUUGGGAAAUUGCUUUAUAGUAGGGCUUGUGUUGCAUAUAGAGGUCGUAAGUCUUCAAACUGGUUGACAUGUACUCUCAGUGACAUGUAUUUCUGUUGCUGCAAAUGCAACAUGCUGCUUGCUUGUCAUUAGGGGUAUGUCUGGGGUUUGGGUGGAUUACAGAAAUCGUUUAGCAGGAGUUUCUGGACACACAAAGCAGCUGGAUGCCUCUGGGGGAGCCUGAAACUUUUAUGGCAAUGUUUCAGAUGACAAGGGCCCCUGAGCUGCAAACCCAAGUUCAGCCUGGGACAGAAGUGCCUCAGAAUAAAACGUACUGUUGGCAAAUCAGUUUCAUCAGAGGGGGUAAGGAAAGAAUAUCUACAGUUUCUUGUUAUACAUAACUUUAUUGGUGUCAUCCCUUCCUGCUAUGAUCUGAGACUGGGCACUGAAAAGAUUCUUCUCUUGAAGGUUCUUGUUUCCUCUCCUUUUAGUGCUGUUCUUGGUUGUGUUUUCAUGUG
This is a messenger RNA of Pezoporus flaviventris, 2830 nucleotides long. It is a transcript of the gene LSM11, whose product is annotated as LSM11, U7 small nuclear RNA associated. The transcript is spliced from 4 exons. Lineage: Eukaryota; Metazoa; Chordata; Aves; Psittaciformes; Psittacidae. The record is from RefSeq and is a predicted model, not a curated record. Gene Ontology annotation, biological process: mRNA 3'-end processing by stem-loop binding and cleavage. Gene Ontology annotation, molecular function: U7 snRNA binding. Gene Ontology annotation, cellular component: U7 snRNP. The coding region runs from base 70 to 1125 and encodes 351 amino acids.